AGCCCUACUGAGAGUAAUGUUACAGAGCGAAGAGCUGAGUGAGAAGACUGCGUAUCGCUAUUACCUCCACACAGCCAUUGCAGUGCAUUGAGAAUCAGCACCAGCCUUUGGAAAGUGUCAGCUAUAUAAAUUUGGAAGUGUGGGGAUAUAUUGAAGAUGGGGAAGGACCCAACGAAGCCAAGAGGAAAGAUGUCCUCUUAUGCCUAUUUUGUUCAGACCUGUAGAGAGGAACAUAAGAAGAAGCACCCUGACACUUCAGUCAACUUCUCAGAAUUCUCUAAAAAGUGCUCUGAGCGAUGGAAGACUAUGUCAGCCAAGGAAAAAGGCAAGUUUGAGGAAAUGGCUAGACUUGACAAGGCACGUUAUGAGAGGGAGAUGAAGAACUAUGUUCCUCCCAGAGGUGAGAAGAAGAAGAGGUUUAAGGACCCCAAUGCCCCUAAGAGACCCCCGUCAGCCUUUUUCAUUUUCUGUGCGGAAUACCGGCCCAAGGUAAAGGAAGAGACCCCAGGUCUGUCUAUUGGAGAUGUGGCCAAGAAGCUUGGAGAAAUGUGGAAUAAGACUUCUGCUGAAGAGAAGCAGCCUUAUGAGAAAAAGGCAGCCAAGCUGAAGGAAAAAUAUGAGAAGGAUAUUGCUGCAUAUCGGAAGGGAAAAGUUGUGGGGGGUGCUGCAAAAGCCCCCAGUAAGCCGGACAAAGCCAAUGACGACGACGAUGAUGACGACGACGAUGAGGAAGACGAUGAUGAUGAUGACGAGGAUGAUGAUGAUGAAUAAAUUGGUUACAAAUUAGAGCUUAGCUUCUUGUUUAUAAAGCAUUUAACCCCCCUGUACACACUUAACUGAGGCCAUAAAAUGGGUAAAUGAGGUAAAACUAAAGGGAAAAAAAUAAAAUUAUGGUUGUGCAUAUGA
Astyanax mexicanus (Mexican tetra) is the source of this 906-nucleotide messenger RNA. It is a transcript of the gene hmgb1a, whose product is annotated as high mobility group box 1a. Gene Ontology annotation, molecular function: DNA binding, bending. The transcript has 5 exons. Bases 157 to 771 code for a protein of 204 amino acids. Gene Ontology annotation, cellular component: nucleus. Lineage: Eukaryota; Metazoa; Chordata; Actinopteri; Characiformes; Acestrorhamphidae. The record is from RefSeq and is a predicted model, not a curated record. Gene Ontology annotation, biological process: regulation of transcription by RNA polymerase II.